GGGAGGGGGAGCGGCGGGCAACGGCCGCCGACGGCUUAACGGCCGCCGACGGGUACCGCCUGCUUCGACCCCGCUGUCCUCCCCGGCCAUGGAGCUGUCGGCUAUCGGGGAGCAGGUGUUCGCGGUGGAGAGCAUCCGCAAGAAGCGUGUGCGGAAGGGUAAAGUAGAAUACCUGGUGAAGUGGAAAGGAUGGCCCCCAAAAUACAGCACAUGGGAGCCAGAAGAUCAUAUCUUGGACCCUCGCCUGGUAGUGGCUUACGAAGAAAAGGAAGAGAGAGACCGUGCUUCAGGGUACAGAAAAAGAGGUCCCAAACCAAAGCGCCUCCUACUGCAGCGGCUGUAUGGCAUGGACUUGAGGAGUGCCCACAAGGGAAAGGAAAAGCUCUGUUUCUCUCUUGCACGGAGGUUUGGAGGAGGAGACAGUAGCCUGCCAGGGGCCAAGACAGGGCAGGCAGAGUUCUCAGAGAAGACUGGGGGAACAGUCCUGCCAUUCUCUCUCCGGAAGCAACGCAAAAACCAGAAGUACUUGCGACUGUCCAGGAAGAAGUUCCCCCGCAUGGCAAGCCUGGAGAACCGAAACUGCAGGCAUGAGUUCUUCUUGAAUGACGCGGUAGACCUGGAGGCCCAGCAAAGCCCUGAGGACUGGGAGGCUGUGCAGCACACCAGCAAAGAAGGUAAGGCCAGACACCCCUUGACAGAGAAGCUGUGGGGCAUGAGAAGGAUGCUCUACGUUCUGCCUCCUUACCUGCCUCAUCCUGGGAUUGCGGCUGAGGUCAGGUCCUCAGAGCAUCUCUUGUUGACUCACGUUGUGGCUUUCAUUUCUUUCCUGGUUGGAUGACUAGUUUUUGAGUGCCGUCACCUCUCUGUAGUCUUAAAUCAGUGACACUCACCAUCAGUGAGGAAAACAUGUAGAAGUUACCAGAAGUUAAUGCUGUGUUCCAGUUUCCUUCUGGCAGAGGAGACAAUGACCUCUGCCUCUGUCCACACACCCACAUGUGUUUUGCCUAUUGCUCACGUAAAAGGAGCGUGGCUGGUCUUGGGCAGGCUCUCACAUUGGCACUCCUCUACUGGUGCUGCUCUGAGAGCAAACAGGAAUGUCCUUAGGAACCCACAUUACAUUCCUUCUGCCCCCUCCUUCCCUUUCCUCCCCACGCCCCGCAUCCUCUCUAAAGCCCAUUGCUGUAGAGCUUAUGUGAGAGGGGGGGUGAGAGAGAGAAGUGAGGAUGGUAAUUCCUUCUUGAUCCCGUUGAGUAGGCAGUAUGAGUGUAGGCAUGGGAGAUGGCCUGGCACAUUUGGCAUUUUGGGGAGGGAUACCAUCCUCUUGUGCAGGAGGGCUGUGGGAUGUGUACAUUGCUCUGAGUUACCAGGGAAACUCUAUCCUUGCAUUAUUAGAGCUUCUGAAGGCGUAAGGCUUCCUGAGGAGUGGAAAGCAAGGGCUUGUGCUGCUUGUAGUAGUUAAGAGAAUCCUGUUACUCCUUGCUGGGAGUAGUUGUUAGCCAGGCUGGAUUAGGCAAGAUUCUGGGGAGAACACUGUGUCCAGGCAAUCAGCACUAUCCCCUCUUCUUUCAGACAGGGACUAGAACAGCACCUGAAAUCCAAGGAGGAAGCAGCGGGGCAAGCACAGAGGAACCCAGAGUCUAGUCUCAUACUGGCAGCAGGAAAUGUGUGGGGCUGUUUUCAGCUAGAAGUGCUAGCCUCUAAGGCAUUUGGGGAUCUGAAGGGUGAAUGGCACUGGAGAUACAUAAAAUGGUUUUUGUUCUCCCCUUGGUACAUGGCAUGUGUGGAAUUCCAGUUAGUGUUAGGGUUACACACCUCAAGUGUGACAAGAAGAAGCUAUAAAUAACCUUUUAAGAGUAUAUUUCCCAUAUUCUUUGCCCAGCUGGAGAUAACAAGGUAUAGUACAGGUGCAGUGGCAGAGGGAGGGUAUGUUUUACUUCCUUUCUCUGCCUGUUUUUGUGGCUGUCUCUGGGAGCUAGGGGUGGUGAGGUUUUGGGUGGGAGAGGGAUUGUUUAAAUAAUUAUCAGUGCCGAAGUGCAGAAAUAUUUGGGUUUCUUAUGGAGGUAUCGGGGAGCAAAGGAAGAAAAUGAGAAAUGGAGAGCAGCCUCUCUGUGAAGUAAUACUCAUGUGUUGUAGCCAGGCUGCAUUACAGAAGCAAUAUGAAGAAGACCCUCAGCUUUGGAUCCCUUUGAUUCUCAUGAGAGGAUCUAGGAGCUUGUGCUUUCUGACUUCUUGGGGGUAAGGCAUUUGCAAGAAGGUCAGCUUGCUCUUGGGUGAGUGUGUUUAGCUGAUACAGAGGCACAUGGGUUGAGAAGGCGCAGGAGACACUAGGGAAUUGUGGAUGGCUGGAGGCUCUGGGUAGUGUUACUUCAUUCUGUCGUUCUCCAUGUAGGCUGAUCCAGUGCUUUUGUGUGUCUGCUUUACAGUCUGCUUUUCCCUUUAUAAUCUGCAGUGAUCCUCUGUUUCUCCUUAGCCUCUGAAGGGAGGGCUUGCCCAUGCUCUUUCUUGCCUUGUGUGUGCAGACUGAAUGCAAGCUGAUUUCAUCCACCAUUUGUCAGAAACAAGGCACCUUUUCCAUCCUUCUCUUUGCUCUCUCCCACCUUCUCUCCCUCUCACUAACAUGCUCUGUCUGCCUCUCCUUUUGUAGCAGAUGUGGAUGGCAAUCUCCCUUGGAUUCCCACUGUGCCCCCCAGCGAAGUGACAGUGACAGACAUCACGGCAAACUCCAUUACCGUCACUUUCAGAGAAGCACAAGUGGCUGAGGGCUUCUUCCGAGACCGGAGUGCGCAGUUCUGAAUCUCCAUUUUCAGUGCUCCCCAAAUCUAGUGCUUUUAGAGUGGGGCUAGGGAGGGCUUAUUUUAUCCCUUAAGAAAAAGAAUCCAGAACGUCUCAGAAUGUUUACAGAGACCUUUUUUUUCUUCUCCUUUUUCCCCUUUCAGAUACGCAAAAAAAACCCCACAAAGGCAGCAUAGGGGGUGUGUGUUUGUCAUUGCUUUGUCCAUCUGAAAAACUAACAGCCCUUUCCCUGGCAAAGACUCCCCUCCUAGAUGUCAAAGCAGCAAGCUGAACAAUUUGGCUUUUAUGCUGCUAAGUGGCAGCAGCUGCAUUUGUGGGGAGAGGGCAUGUGGAGGUGGAAAGAGAGCUAGGUCUCUAGCCUGCUGCCUUGUUCUGCAAUUGAUAUCCCUUGGAUAAAGAUAUUUCUCUGUGCGUUGCUCUUCCCACCUUCCUCCUCCCUCUCUUCACGCAGCACUGAGAGACGAUGGAUCCUACCUGCGUAGAUAACUCCAACCUGUUAAGACUUUCUCUCCAGUGCUGUUUUCCUUGGGGCCUGCUGUCAGGACUUCAGAACUGUAUUUGCCUGUCUGUGGUAAGUAAGGCUGUGCAGCACAGCAGGUCCAUGUAGAAAGCAGAGGUUCCUCUGAUUGUUGGUCAUACAGGAAAAACUGAAAUGCACAUCUGAAAUCUAAAUUGGUUAACUAAAUUCAUUUCGCCCUCGUUAAAAGCCCAGAAACCCAGCAUAGUCGAGACGGACCACUCUGUCUAUGCUAAACAAUAUUUCCAGGCUCGUCUGUGCUGUGUGAGAAAUGUGUUCUGAAAAGUGGGGUGUUCCUAUCUUCUGCCACAUUCUGGCUUAAUGACAAAUGCUGCCCUGAAUCUGCGAUGGUAGUUGGUUGAAACCUGAAUCUCCUUCCCUGGAAGGAGGGGCCAGUAAGACAACUGAAGCAUUGCCUGGCACUGCAAAGAUAUUAAAGAUACUGGCACAGGCCCAGGACGCAGGAAUUGGACAGAACUGAGCUAGAAAUGGACCUUGAUUAGUGGCAAAUUCUGUUCUUGGAUGCCAUUGGGAGAUCCAAGGUAAACAACAUGCGGAGAAGGCAUGCAUUAGAGUAGAAGGGGGUGGGGUGGGGGUGGGGGAAUCGUAAUUCUUAGCAAGGAGAAUGCUUGGAUUGUACUGUCUGAGUAAUACUCUUCCAUGACUCCAGUCUCCUCACAGUAUCUGUGAUCCUGUACUUCUUUACUGAUGGAAACUUCCCCUUGGAAGGCUUAAAACUUUGCCAAGGAAAGUGGUCUGCAUUUCAAUAGACCCUGCCUGAUCUUGCACUUAAAAAUGCCUCAUGCUGGACUGCCUGUGACGCUUUGAGGUAUUUGAAGAAAUGCUGUAUUUUCAGUUGGUAGUUUAGCAUAGCAUCUGUUCCUGCACAUGCAUAUUCUCUUCCAUUUUCUUGAAAUCAAAUUUUAUUUAAGUAACUUAAAAUUUUAAAUACAAACAUUUUCCUAUGGAAAGCAAGAAAAGUAAGCUACAGUCUGAGGUGGGUACUGCCAGAGAGAGCUGCAGGGGUAUGCUGGCUGUCAUGAUUACCAUCCUUAACUUCUUUGUUCCCUCUUCCCGCUCCACACAAGGCAUUUCUUUCCUGCUAUAUUUAUUCUGUAUGAAACUAUGAGCCUUCUGAGCUCUGAAGUAUAGGCGCCUGUGAAAUUGGGCAGUGUGCAGCAGUUCCUUUGAAGGGCUUUGCCUGCUGGCCUACAGAGUUUGGGAGCUCUGGGAGUUCUGGUCAUCCAAACAUCUGCUUUUUGCAAAAUGCUUGGGCUGCCCCCCGAAGCUUUUAUUAAAAGCAGGUUUUAGCUCAGAUAGGAUGUGACAGAUCAGUGCAGACUUAAGAUUUCCCCUUCUAUCACAAAGCUGUUUAAGUAGGCCAGUCUUCCACUGUGUCACAGCAGUUUCAGGACCACAGGGAAGAUCUUGAAUUUCUGAACUAAGCUUUUGUCACCCAAAUAAGCGACGUGGAAGUUUAAUUACGGAGAAAUCAGAGAGGGUGAGAAGUGAAGGGGGGGAGAGUUAUGUAGUGGAAGGAAGAGUGAGCAGGAAAGAAGCUUAGAACAGCUAGCAAGGGCAAACUGAUGAGGUAAGCAUACAGGCCCAGGAUGUGGGUGUCUGGAGCAAGGCUUCCAAAUCUGGAAUUGUAUCACAUAAAUAGGUUUGCUCUCUCCUGCAGUGUGUGAGGUUGCGCGGUGUCACUCACACUGUCACACCCUACACACACACACACACGCAUCCCCCUCUUCCUGACAUUUGCCAAACAGGCAGAAUGUGUUCAUCUUUCUUCUUAUUGUGACCUGUGGGCAUUCAGUAUGGCUGAGUCUGCUCACCGGGGUUGCAGUAGGUCUGUUAUAGUCCCAGUUAUAGAAGUCCCAGUUAUAGAAGCACAAUAUUUUAGCUCAUUUGGGGAAAAUUCUUGAACUCCAGCUCACCAUGCUGAAUCUUCAUCGCAUUUAUGAGAUCUGUUUUCUUUAAUGCAGUUACUGCCGCCUUUGUCUUCAUCACGUUGUACAAGUAGACCAAAACCCUUCCUACUUAAUAAGGUUUCUGUCAUCAGCUGGUGUUGGAAGCAGUACCAAUUCCAUGGCAGGAAGGAGCUUAUCAUAGUAAACCACUUCUCCAUCCUCUGCUUUUUCUUCCACUCACCAGCUGAGACUUCUCAGCGUUUUGUUUUGGCAUCUCUCUUUAAACAUCUUUUCUUUCUCUUGCAGUAGAGGCUUUCAAAAAAACCUGUGGUGCUCUUUCAAAGAGGAUACACCCACAGCUUCAUCUCUUCAUCAUGCUUGGAUCAGGCUAGCUUAUGUUUUUUGUGGUGACUAAUCACCUGACUCCAUGGAGUGUUGAACAAGGUACCCGGCUCCCAUGCUGCUUUAUGUGCGAGUCAGUUAGGAGUUAACCACCAGGUUAAGGUGCAGCAGGUUGCAUGUGCAUGGGCUUGGUUUGUGUGUGUGAGGAGGAGUUGGCGGUAGGAAACAAAGCAGUUACUGUGGGGUGGUUUUUUUGUUUUUUGCUUUUGGGAUAUUUUUUUUUUUUUACAUUCACAAAUUCAAUGUUAAAAAUCCAUUAAAGAUUUUUCUUUUGGUCUUUCUAAUACUCUUCUGUAGUGUCUGAUGUAUCAUUGUAGACUUCCUUGGUGGAGCUGGUCUUCAGGGACUUUAAAGUUAACUUCAGUCCACUUCUGCAGGUGUAGAAAUGUAUGGGGCAUUUUUCUUUUACUUUUGAUGGUAGUAGGGCUCCUCUGGGUUCACUUUUCUUCUGAAUCCUGUUCAUCUUUAGGUUCAAUCCCAAAUCUGGAUAUUGAGCUGGAACUUCUGGAGCUAACAUAUGAAAAUCGGAUGCUGUGCUCAGAGCUUUGUUACGCAUUCCAUUUGAUUAGGAGAGCCAGAAUAGCAUCCAGCUGAAGCAGAGUUUAAUAACUCUAUUCAAAGCACAAGCUGAGAAUAGAAAUGGGCUAACUCUCCCAUACCUCAUUUGGCUCUAUGGCUGUAAACAAGGAAAACAGACUUCAGCCACUAGAACUUAGUGAACUGUGCACGAGAAACAAACUUCUCAAGGAAGAACUCUUCUAACAGUGGUUCUUCAGAACUGUUCCAAUGUGAGAAUGACCAGCCGUGUUCAGGGAACAGAAGUUUAUCUUUCAUCAAUCUUCUCAUAGUAAUUUCACUGUGUAUGAUGUGACAGGACCGAGGGGCUUCAUGAGAUUAGAAAACCUUUAUUGUUAACAGUGGUUUAAAAACAAUUGGAAAGGACUACCUCUGUUCCUGGCUGGUUACAAACUAGAUGUUGUUGCUCAGAUAUGUAAGUGAUGCCUUGGAACAGCAAGUAACACGUAAAUAGUGGCAUUAAGUAGCCUUGUAGCUCCUGCAUGCUCCUUUAUUGUCUUGCCUUUGCUUGGGGGCCCUUUUGCUUGUGAAGUCAGACCAAGGUAUUUAUUUUAAUUUCUCUUUCUUUCUCAAGCACAGCCAGGGUAUUAUUAUGAGAACACCCAGAUGCCAUUCUGUUGUCCAAAAUAAGCUUAAAUUUGUUGGUGAACUGACCCUAACUAAUGUCAGAGCCUCAUACAGCAAGAAGCUUAUUGAGAAAGGAAUGGCUCUUUUUGUUGUUGUUGUUAGUGUUGUGAAACUAUCCAGAAUUGUUCUCUUGGUGUUUUGUGACUGAAUGUAUAAAAUUGUUUGUUUGCCUCACGGGGAGCCGGUGGCCCCAGUGCUGUUUCCUGCUCUGUGGCAGCCAGUGUUGUUUGAUGGUUUCACUGGAAUAGAGAGGGGAGGUCUUGCACAGGUCAAAAAAGAGGCAGGCUUAGCUCACGUAAGACCUUUGCUGGUAGCCACAACAGAGGCUGGGGUGUGGAAGACAGCAGUGAGAGCUGUUAGCCACAUCCAUGCAUUUGAGCAAAGCGCAAUCUACUAUUGCCUCCCCACCCCUUCCUCUCCUCUCAGGUUUUCUGAGGUAGGGAAAGUGGGGAAAACAACUCUUCCUAAAGCUAAAUGGUAUCUACUCCUCUUCAGCUCGUCCCUUCCUUGCCUGCGGCCUUGGAAGAAGAGGGCUGUUGGACUUUCUAGGAAGGAAAUAGUAGGGGCAGGAAGAGGGAAGGAGGUGCCUCAGGUUUGCUCUUGCUAGGUUGUGAAGGGCAGGCCUUCGGGUGAGCAACUGAGAGAGGAGAUGCAAUGUAAGAGCAAGGAACUUGUAAUGGAACUCAAGGGCCAAAACCAUCAUGAUUUUAAAAGAAAAACUGAGACGAUUAACCUGUUUUAUUUAUUUUUUGUAAUUGUUCAUUGAGGUGGGUGUUAACUGCCAUCUGUCAGUUAAUAGCAGCUAAAUGAAAGUGGCCUGCUCCUUACAGGCCCUCCAUGCUUCUUGCUUGGUUGUGCAUUUACGUUAGUCUCCGAGAAGAGUGGGAAAAUUAUACGACAGGGAAGGAAAAGAGACAAGUAGGGGAAGAAAUGAAGCCAUGUUCAGCCGCUGUUGUAAUGCAGUCCUUUCUGCUCCAAAACGUGUGAUCCCUCACAUCAGCUCUGGUGUGUCAGUGCUUCAGAGCAGUCAGUGGGUGGAUGGCCCUCUGAGCGGGCCAUGCAGGGAGGAAGUGUUGCAUUCGUGUCUCUCUUCUAUCAUUUGGAAAGCAAGGGAGGCGUAUGCUGACAGCUUAUGUAAGGUAAUUUCUACAUGGAAGUAUAUAGCAUUAGCAUGUACAAGUGAAUGGAGCGUGUCUCUUUCACCGUUUUCGAAAUAGUUGUCCCCAAGGGUAUAGUAAACUUGAUCUUGAGACAACAGGUUAUGAUGAAGAGGCCCACUGAGUCUGACUGCAGCGGAGCUGUCUUUGCAGAGACAGCACGAACCUUCUGGGUGUUGAAGCACCCGUGUUCCAACCAAGCAGCUGGGAAUGCCCAUGAAACUGCUGAAGCAGCAGCAAUCCCUUAGAAUGGAACUCAGACUUCUCAAAUACUUUCCUGCAACAGGUACUUCCUGAAGUGAUGAUCCUUUUUCUUUCCUCCUCCAGCUCUCUUCCCUUGCACCCUUAAGUUCUUAAAGUAUGAUGGCUUAUCAGGGAGUGGGCCAGGGGUGAUCCCCAGCUAAUGGUGAUGUGUGCGGAGUGGAGCUCAGGGGGAGUUUGUGAUGGCUGUUGGCCCGAGAGGGAUGCCCACCAAGAGGGUGUGGGUAGAAACUUUGCUGCUGGAAUUGUUUCCAUUUGCUGUGGGACACCCUGCAAACCUUUCAGGGGUUCUUGUCUGAAACACACCCUGGUGAUGUCUGAGAGCACCAACUGGAUGUUGAAGGGGAGAGCUUAUAAGAGCGUUCGGAACCUCUAUCAGCUUAUCUUGUUAGUGGGAUAGCAGUUUUGACUGGGAGGGGGAUUUCAGAGGAAGUGGAAAGAUUUGGUUUAAUUUAUUUUUAACCAGAAAACGUAGUGUCAGCACAAAGAAGCUCUUUGCAAGUCUGUCAAGACGUUAAGCAGCUUUUUUUCUUUUGCCUUUAGUCUGAAGCAUGUUUUGAAGCACUUUGAAAAUGCAAAGCACUAGGAGUGCAAAGUACUCCUUGUUGUCUGCCUGAAAGUGGCAUUUGAAAAGCAUUUGGAAGGAGAUAUAUGUUUCAGGUCGCUAGCUGUCCCUUAUUUGUCCAGAGCUCCCACCCAGCCCUUUGCUUCCCUCCCAUGGCUGAGGGGAGAGUUUCCUCAGCUGUGCUGAGUGGAGGAGGCUAACGAAGGUGGGAGGGGGGAGGCUCAUGGGGUUCCUAACAUGCCCUGUGUGCUGGCUUCCUCCCCACCACCUCCUUUGUCUGAGAAAAGGGAGGAGAAAAUUCAGUUGCAGUGGUCCUAGUUUGGAACUGUGACUGCUUCUUCUAGCUCUGGAGACAUCUUUAUAUCUGGCCUGAAGAAUUGCACCUUAUGAGUCUGGUUGAGGGAUGGGGAGGCACCUGUCCUCUUGCGGGGGGGGGGGGUGUGGAGAGGAAGGAAGGGUGAGCCAGAAGCUGUCUUCAGUAAAUGCUGCAUUUUUCUGGAGGCUGUUUCCUCACCUUAUCUCCAACAGAACAGCAACCAAAUAACUAAAAUCAUCCAAAUGAAGCUUUUAUUCUGCCUAUCUGAAGAGCCUUUUGAGCAGGCUAGGAUGAGAGGCUCUUCUUUCUUGCCUAGCAAGCUCUACAGUCAAAGGAACCUUAGUUCUCUCCUGGGGUCUUCGGCUCCAGCCUUCCCCUCAGCUUAGACACACCAUUUGGACUCUUUGCACAUUGACUCAUCUAAUGUCAUCUGCUUCCCUUCUGCGGGGGGGGCAGAAGAUGGGGUCUACUGGGAGAAGAGGGUCCCUGGUUCUUGUCCAUGUCUCUUCAGCCGUUGCUGUUGUUUCUGUCAGCACGCUACAGUAUGAGAGUCUUUGCACACAGAAAGCUUCCUUUUGCACAGAAUGAGCUUCUAGCUUUUGUACGGACUAAUUGAAUGUAUUUGGGGGGGGGGGGGGUGGGGGGGGGGGGAAUAGGCCGUAAACCAAUUCCACAUGAACCAAUCAGAGUAUAAUGCCUUGUCUGAGCGAGUGUGUGCUGUAAGGGGAGGUUGUGAUGGCAAAGGGAGGGCAGGCUCGAGUAUAAUUUGACACAAAGUGUGGUUUUAUUUUUGUACUGAUACGGAUAAGAGACUGUACAGCAUCUAUUUAUUUAGAUGAUUUAUGUGGUAAAUGUUGCAAACAAAAUUAAGAAAAUAUUAAAUAUGAAAACUGACAUUUA
Messenger RNA from Gallus gallus (chicken), 10024 nucleotides. RefSeq names its product chromobox homolog 7 (gene CBX7). Gene Ontology annotation, cellular component: PRC1 complex. Gene Ontology annotation, biological process: negative regulation of transcription by RNA polymerase II. The record is from RefSeq and is a predicted model, not a curated record. NCBI's taxonomy places the organism in Eukaryota, Metazoa, Chordata, Aves, Galliformes, Phasianidae. The transcript has 5 exons. The coding region runs from base 89 to 838 and encodes 249 amino acids.